UCUGACCUUUCAAAAACAGUUACAAAACAACUAAACAAAAGUCUUAUUUAUUACUCAAGAAAAUAUAUAUUUUAGAAACUGAUCACAUAAUGAAGUGAAAUAAACUCGAGCAGACUCUAGUAUAUGCAUAAAGUUGCAUAUUUCUUCGGAUAAACUGAUAAUUUGCAGUUUUAUUAACAUAAAAAUGAAAAAAUUUAUGUGUUAACAAACAUAAAAAAGUUGACUCUGACUGAGAAGUGACUGGACGGUGAACUGGAAGCUGAACUGCCAAGUGCAUUGAAGCAUCUGCAAGUGAAAGGCCCUACCAAAGACAAUAAUCAGUUCGGAAAAAAUAAUCGAAAUGGCCACUCAUGUUGCAAGAGUACGGCUGCUUUACAAGAGCAUUUUACGACUACACAGAGGAUUGCCUGUCGAACUACAAGCGGUCGGGACGCAAUAUGUAAGGGAUGAAUUCAGACGACACAAGGACGCCACACCAGAGGCCACCGAAAAGUUCAUGAAGGAGUGGAUUAUAUACUGCAACAUGCUUGCAAAGCAGCUCGGUAAGAGAACAAAAGUACAAACGAUUGGAGCAGAUUUAGCAGAUGAUACUCUUGGAACCUUGACGGAGGAGCAGAUCGGACAAUUAUACGAACUUCGUUCCGAGUCAGUGAAACCACGAGAUCCUGAGAAUCCAUUCGGACCCCCACUCGAUGAAGCAAAGUCUUGAUGUUUUAGAGACAGUUAGGACAAUUUAGGAUGAUAAAUUAUUGACAAUAUAACUCAAAUUCUUUUAGAGAAAGAAUAUGAACAUGCACAAAUCAUAAAUUUUGGACAAUAUUAUGUCUACUAAGGAUACAGAACUGAUAAGAUCUGUAUUGCCACCUGUAGCAAAAUGCCCUCCAAUCUAUCCUCGGUAAUUUCAGCCUUUCAAGAAAAUAAGAAAUUUGCUAUA
Messenger RNA from Lineus longissimus, 934 nucleotides. Its product is annotated as succinate dehydrogenase assembly factor 3, mitochondrial-like. The record is from RefSeq and is a predicted model, not a curated record. Gene Ontology annotation, biological process: succinate metabolic process; mitochondrial respiratory chain complex II assembly. Gene Ontology annotation, cellular component: mitochondrion; mitochondrial intermembrane space. NCBI's taxonomy places the organism in Eukaryota, Metazoa, Nemertea, Pilidiophora, Heteronemertea, Lineidae. The transcript has 2 exons. Bases 341 to 709 code for a protein of 122 amino acids.